Molecule: messenger RNA, 1845 nt
Organism: Nothoprocta perdicaria
Lineage: Eukaryota; Metazoa; Chordata; Aves; Tinamiformes; Tinamidae
Gene: RPA2
Product: replication protein A2
Exons: 8
Coding region: 1-798 (265 amino acids)
Biological process (GO): double-strand break repair via homologous recombination; DNA replication; nucleotide-excision repair
Cellular component (GO): DNA replication factor A complex; chromosome, telomeric region; site of double-strand break
Molecular function (GO): DNA binding
Source: RefSeq, a predicted model, not a curated record
AUGUGGAGCGCGCAGGGCGCCUUCGAGGGCGGCUACGGCGGCGCGGGCGGCUACGUGCAGUCGCCGGGCGGCUUCGGCUCCCCCGCGGGCACGCAGGCCGAGCGGAAGCAGCGCUCCCGCUCGCAGAACAUCGUGCCCUGCACCGUGUCGCAGCUGCUGGCGGCCGAGCAGGCGGACGAGGCGUUCCGCAUCGGCGCRGCCGACGUGGCGCAGGUCACCGUGGUGGGCAUCGUGCGGCACGCCGAGAAGGCGCCCACCAACAUCCUCUACAAGGUGGACGACAUGACGGCCGCCCCCAUGGACGUGCGGCAGUGGGUCGACACCGACGAGGCAGGUGGUGAGAACACCGUGGUACCUCCGGGAACCUACGUGAAAGUCGCUGGUCAUCUUCGUUCUUUCCAGAAUAAGAAGAGCUUGGUGGCGUUUAAGAUCAUGCCUCUGGAAAACAUGAACGAAUUCACCACGCACAUCCUAGAAAUCGUCAAUGCCCACAUGAUCCUCAGAAAGAACCUUGCGGCGGCGCCGAGGAUGCCGCUGCCGCCGGGCGGGCCGGGCGCCGCGGGCGGCAUCGGCGGGGGCAGCCUGCCGCUCAACGGGCUCACGGCGCAUCAGAGCCAGGUGCUGAACCUCAUCAAGAACUGCCCUGCUGCAGAAGGAAUGAGUCUGCAAGAGCUCAAAUUUCAGCUCCACAAUAUCAAUAUGGCAACAAUCAAGCAAGCAGUUGAAUUCCUGAGCAGCGAGGGACACAUCUACUCAACUGUCGAUGAUGAUCACUAUAAGUCUACGGACGCCGAGUGAAGCCRCGCUUGGUCCUCAACAACGUUUCCACCUGGAUGUGGCUCUCAACAAAUGCCCGUCGGUGCCCCGAGCUGCGCCGCCCGGCUUUGCCCCGCAGAAGYUCCGCUCUGCUCGUUCGGCCCUCGGGCGUCACAGUGGCGCCGCGUGCGACGCUGUCGAUGCCCUGAAGAGCCAAACGCACAGAGUUCUGCUGACUCCAUUCCCCUGCUGAGGCCUGGUGACCAAGAGCAUCGGUGGGGAAGAACAGCACCCUCCAAAACUGCAGAGUUCUACUUUCUUUGUCUUGUUUUUUGUUUGUUUACCAAUAGAGUUACCUGGUUAGAGAGCAGAACUUCUUUCUAAUUUUGUCCUGGGGAGAUCAUCUUUCGUUUUUGGAGUAGUUUCUAACUCGGCUUUCAUUACAUUUCAUUCACAAAGUGGGUAGCCAGCAGCAGUGCUCCACUAAUGUACAGUAAUCAAGACUAGAUUUUUUUUUUUAAUGAUUUUAGUGGUUGAAUUUAAACCUAUAUUUGUACUACAGCAGGAUCUUGUUACUGAAGCCUUGGAGUAUUUCCAGUAAAAUUUUAACUUGAGUAGUCUGGCAUGUUGUGGCUCUACGGGCAUUUGUUCUUUUCUAAAGCAUCUACAUUUGUAAAAGUGGUCCAGCCGCGCACAAACACAGCAUGUGCUUUCACAGGGGUUAUUUGUUUUUGAUUGUAUAUUUUUUUUCUUUGGGUUUUGAAAUAAAUCGCUCUAAAAGGUCAAACUAAACCCAAUGUCUGGACACUGAGAGAUUAAAGCAUUUUGCUAAUGAAAGGAGUUACCAGUUGCAUCACUGGCUUCCAACUACUGCAGAGUCAUUUUUAAAAAGGACACUUUAGCUCAAGCUGAAAACAAUUACAUCCUCUUUAACAGAAUCUCAGCUCUAUCUGUGACGUAUUUUGGGGCUAAUCUGCACUAUGUAAUAGUGGUAUGGGAACUAGUGCAUCUGGAAAGCAGCAGUGACCCCUUUUGCGGGCGGUUUGCAKAUUAGGAAGCAAAACUGAUCAUUUAUGGAAACUCAAAUAA